Oncorhynchus nerka (sockeye salmon) is the source of this 3042-nucleotide messenger RNA. Its product is annotated as transketolase-like. The transcript is spliced from 13 exons. The coding region runs from base 187 to 2067 and encodes 626 amino acids. Gene Ontology annotation, molecular function: thiamine pyrophosphate binding; transketolase activity. NCBI's taxonomy places the organism in Eukaryota, Metazoa, Chordata, Actinopteri, Salmoniformes, Salmonidae. The record is from RefSeq and is a predicted model, not a curated record.
GGUUCCUCUCUUCGUUUCUCCUCCGGUUCAACCGUUCAUUCAGUCCUCUGGUAGCUCGCACGGUUGAUACACUGGUUUAAUCCAUUUAUCUUCAACCGACACCCGGGGGAGAAGCUGUGCAGCUCUUCAAAUAGCCGUGUUAGUUAUUUAACCAGCCGGUGUUCUCUCCGUUACCGUGCCUCCACCAUGGCGAGCUACCAUAAACCGGACGAGAAGACACUGCAGGGCCUGAAAGACAUCGCUAACAAGUUACGGAUCAACUCGGUCAAGGCAACAUGCGCCUCCAACUCCGGUCACCCCACCACAUGUUGCAGCGCCGCAGAGCUGAUGUCCGUGCUGUUCUUCCACACGAUGCGUUACAAAGCCACCGACCCACGCAACCAGUGCAACGACCGAUUCGUGCUUUCCAAGGGUCAUGCUGCACCAAUCCUGUACGCUGCCUGGGCAGAGGCGGGCUUUGUGAAGGAGGCUGACCUGAUUAACCUUAGGAAGAUAGACUCUGACCUGGAGGGUCACCCCACACCCAAACUGGAGUUUGUUGACGUGGCAACGGGGUCUCUGGGACAGGGGCUUGGGGCCGCCUGCGGCAUGGCCUACACCGGGAAACACUUCGACAAGUCCAGUUACCGUGUGUACUGUAUGCUGGGUGAUGGGGAGUGUUCAGAGGGGGCUGUCUGGGAAGCCAUGGCGUUUGGUUCCCACUACAACCUGGAUAACCUGGUGGCUGUUAUCGACGCUAACCGCCUGGGACAGAGUGAAGCUGCUCCUCUCAAACACGACAUGGACGUCUACCGCAGACGCUGCGAAGCGUUCGGGUGGAACACCUAUGUGGUGGAUGGUCAUGACGUUGAGGAGCUGUGUAAAGCUCUGUGGCAGGCCCGGCAGGUGAAGGGGAAACCCACUAUGAUUGUCGCCAAAACUUUCAAGGGUCGAGGACUCAAAGGCAUAGAGAACACGGAUAACUGGCAUGGGAAGCCCAUGCCCAAGGACCGGGCCGAGGAGGCCAUUAAAGACUUAGAGUCUCAGAUUCAGAACCCCAACAAGACCAUCUGCCCCGAGCUACCCAAAGAAGACACCGCUCCCGCUGACCUCUCACCUCUCACCCUGCCUAGCCCUCCCAAUUACAAGAUCGGAGACAAGGUGGCUACUCGUAAGGCGUAUGGCGUGGCCUUGGCUAAACUGGGUCAGUCCAGUCCGCGGGUGGUGGCUCUGGACGCUGACAUGAAGAACUCCACCUUCUCUGAGAUGUUCCACAAGGCCUACCCCGAGCGCUUCAUAGAGUGCUUCAUCGCUGAGCAGAACAUGGUGAGCGUGGCGAUCGGCUGUGCCACACGGGACCGCACGGUGGCGUUCGCCAGCACCUUCGCGGCCUUCCUGUCCCGGGCUUACGACCAUAUCAGAAUGGCCGCCGUCUCAGAGUCUAACAUCAACCUGGCGGGGUCACACUGUGGAGUCUCUAUCGGUGAGGAUGGCCCCUCCCAGAUGGCGUUGGAAGACAUUGCCAUGUUUCGCGCUAUCCCAACAUGCACUCUGUUCUACCCAAGUGACGGCGUCUCCACUGAGAGGUCUGUGGAGCUGGCUGCUAACACCAAGGGAAUCUGUUUCCUCCGCAUCACCAGACCAGAACUAAAGGUGAUCUACGACCCCAACGAGAAGUUUGAGGUGGGCGUGGCCAAGGUGCUGCGUCAGUCCGACAGCGACCGGGUGACUGUGAUUGGAGCUGGAGUGACUCUGCAUGAAGCUCUGACUGCUGCUGACCAGCUGGCCAGCGAGGGAGUGAACAUCCGUGUGAUUGACCCGUUCACCAUCAAGCCCCUGGAUGCCGCCACCAUCGUGUCGAGCGCCCGCGCCACCGGAGGGAGAAUCAUCACCGUGGAGGACCACUACAGAGAGGGUGGUCUUGGGGAGGCGGUGCUGUCUGCGGUGGGGGAGGAGCCUGGUAUCAUGGUGACACGCCUGGCGGUGAACCGUAUACCCCGGAGUGGAAAACCUCAGGAGCUCCUGGACCUGUACGGCAUCAGCGCCAAACAUAUCGCCAACGCCGUGCGCCAGACCUUCGCUAACUGAGGCGGCCGAUGGGCCCUGGUUUAAAGUAGUGCACUAAUAUAGGGGGACAUUUGGGAUAAACAACUCUUCUCUGCUCUCAUACCACCUGUCACCCCCCCCUCUCUGACCUGUCCCCCCCCUCUCUGACCUGUCACCCCUCCCUCCCUCUGUAGUCUGAGGUGUGAAAUGACGUACCUCUUUUCUGAACCUUUCUCCACCUUUCAAUUCUAUUGAAGAUGAAUUGUGUAUGUCAGAUUUCCUUUGUACCCAUUUCUCUGCAUCGCUCUUCAUUCCAGUUGGUUCCGGGGUCUUUAUUUCCUGUUCCAUUUCUCUGCAUCGCUCUUCAUUCCAGUUGGUUCCGGGGUCUUUAUUUCCUGUUCCAUUUCUCUGCAUCGCUCUUCAUUCCAGUUGGUUCCGGGGUCUUUAUUUCCUGUUCCAUUUCUCUGCAUCGCUCUUCAUUCCAGUUGGUUCCGUGGUCUUUAUUUCCUGUUCCAUUUCUCUGCAUCGCUCUUCAUUCCAGUUGGUUCCGGGGUCUUUAUUUCCUGUUCUAACUGUUCCAAACCACCUGCUCAUUCAGUCCUGACACGGUUACAGGCACACCGCCAUCUUGGUUUCUCAUUGAGCCGGCAUGGUGUCUAACCACUGCUUGUUGCUUGUCGUGGCCUUGUUUUCUACUGAUGCAGGGAAUUCACAUUGUGUUUUCUACUGAUGCAGGGAAUUCACAUUGUGUUUUCUACUGAUGCAGGGAAUUCACAUUGUGUUUUCUACUGAUGCAGGGAAUUCACAUUGUGUUUUCUACUGAUGCAGGGAAUUCACAUUUGACAGACCAGAGUUGUAAUGACUUACAAAAGAGCUGAAUUUAAACUGCUAUAUAAUAUACUGUUCUCCUGCCCUGUUGGUAUCUGACCUUGAUCUCUUCAUGUCUGUUACUCUGAUGCUCCCAGGCCCUGUCAACUCCUGGUUGGUUUGUAUUGCUGAAAUAAAAACCUGACCCAA